AUGUAUGGCCAAGACGAUAAUCGAAACAUCACAGUUCCCUCUCCGACUUACCAGAAUCCAUUCAGAACUCCGGUUCAGUCAGAGACGGAUGGGCAAGAGUUCACUUCAGACUUAUCUUUAGAAGAGAAGGGCUUUGAAGUUUCAAGUCCCUCUUUGCCGUGUGUGUCUGUUGACAAUGACAUCGGUCCCUACAACAAUGAAGUUUUGUCCCAAUCCUUGUCAUUUGCACAAGAAUUUAGUCGAUAUCCACCUUUAACUAAUGAAACGCCGAAGGAAGAAUAUCAUGGUCAUACUAGUUCUCUCAACAAAGUAGCCAUAUUAAAACAGAUUUACGAUACAGUCACAGGAGUAUUCCGGCUGAAGGAAACUGAAGAAAAAGGAAAGGCAGAUGAGUCAAUUGAUAUUUUCUCAACGAGCGAAUUCUCUAGUGAUCACAUACGACAUGUGGACGAACUUGAUGAUUAUUUAGGAUGGGGUCGCUUUUGUGAUAUUAUGUUUUUAAUCUUUCUUAUGCUGGGCAUAACACUUCUCUUUAUCGUGUUUCCUGUACUUACCUUUUCUGGCAAUGACCCCUUUGAUCCAAGCAAUCGUGUCACCAAUUCAAAACCGCUAACAGAUCACUUGUUUGGAAACUUACGCUAUCUUCGUACCAGUCUCAUUGACAAGGAUACUCCGGUCAACGCAUAUGAGAAAAUUGGCGCCAAUGGAAAGAAGUACAAGCUUGUGUUCUCUGACGAAUUUAAUGACGAAGGCCGUUCUUUCUACCCGGGUGAUGACCAGUAUUGGGAAGCAGUGAAUCUGCAUUACGCUGCCACGAACGAUCUCGAAUGGUAUGAUCCCGAUGCUGCGACAACCGAAAACGGAACACUGGUUAUUACAAUGGGAUGCACUCUCAAAUCACAACUUAAACUUUCGUUCCGCUAUGCUUCAGGUGGCAUCUUUGAGGUGUCUGCUUCACUUGCCGGUACAGGAAAGUCUGCUGGAUUCUGGCCCGGCUUAUGGACUCUUGGAAACCUUGGACGGCCUGGUUACCUUGCAACAACUGAGGGUGUGUGGCCGUAUUCUUAUAAUGAAUGCGAUUCAGGAAUCACGCCCAAUCAAUCUACACCGGACGGUCUAUCAUAUCUUCCCGGUCAAAAACUUUCCAGCUGUGCUUGUCCCGGAGAGGAUCAUCCUAGUUUGGGAAAAGGUCGGGGGGCGCCCGAAAUCGAUGCUUUGGAAGGUUCAAAUACGAAACUUCAUGACGACGACCCUGAUGAAAUUGGUGUUGCUUGUCAGUCUGGGCAGUUUGCACCAUUCGAUUUGUAUUAUUAUCCUGACUACAGGUUCAUCGCGAUACACAACGAGAGUGUUACGUGCAUGAAUACUUACACAGGCGGACCAUUUCAAGAAGCGUUGUCGGGUGUUACUGUACUGAAUCCGGAGUGGUAUGACCGGAAAGGAUUUCAAACCUACGGUUUUGACUAUAUGCCCGGAACGAGUGAUGGUUACAUUUCAUGGUUUAUUGGAAAGAACAAAACAUGGACUAUGACGGGGCAAGCCGUAAAGUCCAACGGUAAUAUUGGGCCGCGAAUAAUUAGUGAGGAGCCUAUGUCAAUUAUUCUAAACUUGGCUAUAUCUAAGAAUUGGGCAUAUUAUUAUUUUCACAGGCUCCAGUUUCCUGCCAAGUUGUACAUUGAUUACGUACGAAUAUAUCAGGAUCCCGAACACACGAAUAUGCAUGUUACUUGCGAUCCUCCAGGCUAUCCAACAACCAAAUAUAUUGCAGCACACCCAAAAGCGUAUCUCAAUCCAAACGCUACGUCUUGGGAGGGAGCUGGAUACAGAUGGCCCAAGAAUUCGCUGAUGCAUGAUUGCGGUACCUCGAGUUAA
Schizosaccharomyces japonicus yFS275 is the source of this 1872-nucleotide messenger RNA. Its product is annotated as glucosidase. The transcript has 2 exons. Gene Ontology annotation, cellular component: membrane. Bases 1 to 1872 code for a protein of 623 amino acids. The record is from RefSeq and is a predicted model, not a curated record. NCBI's taxonomy places the organism in Eukaryota, Fungi, Ascomycota, Schizosaccharomycetes, Schizosaccharomycetales, Schizosaccharomycetaceae. Gene Ontology annotation, molecular function: hydrolase activity, hydrolyzing O-glycosyl compounds. Gene Ontology annotation, biological process: carbohydrate metabolic process.